AUGGAGCCUCAGGAUGCAGCAGCCGACCAGACCACCGUGCCACUGUCGCUGCCGUCCCUGCGUGCGGCGUGCCUGUGCCUGCCUUGCAGGCGUAAGCCGCAAGCGCAGGAUGACGGGCGAGUAGCUCGGAAGACGGACGACCUGGCAGAGUCUUUUGCGGCGCCCGGAAGCAUGGGCAAGGUCGAAGAAGAUGGAGAAGCUGAGCCGGAGGCUACCUAG
Messenger RNA from Colletotrichum orchidophilum, 219 nucleotides. RefSeq lists its product as uncharacterized. The record is from RefSeq and is a predicted model, not a curated record. Lineage: Eukaryota; Fungi; Ascomycota; Sordariomycetes; Glomerellales; Glomerellaceae. The coding region runs from base 1 to 219 and encodes 72 amino acids. The transcript is spliced from 2 exons.